GGUUUAGUUUACACUUCACAGUUUUAAACCAUUUACAGUGAAAAGCUUCCAACCAUAGCUUCUUCUUCUUCUUCUUCGAGACGAUGCAACGAGGAUAAUCAUCAAAUCAAUUUCCAUUGAUUACCAACAAAAAUGGCGACUUUGAAGCCACUCGAAUCUCAAUUACUAAAAACCCUAACAUCAAUCCUCACAUCAGAGAAAACCCAUUUGCUCGAAACCCUAAAUCCCUACAUUCCUCAAAUCACACAGCCUCUCCUUUCCUCUCUCCUCUCUUCUCCUUCACUCGCUAAGAAACCAGAAACCCUAGUUUCUUUCUUCCAAUGGGCUCAAUCUUCAAUCCCCGAAGCAUUUCCAUCGGAUUCACCUCUUCCCCUUCUCUCCGUUGUCCGUUCUCUUCUCUCUCACCACAAAUUCGCCGACGCCAAGUCUCUUCUCGUCUCCUAUAUCCGUACCUCCGAUGCAUCUCUCUCUCUUUGCAACUCUCUUCUCCACCCGAAUCUUCAUCUAUCGCCUCCACCUUCUAAAGCUCUCUUCGACAUUGCUCUCAGUGCUUAUCUUCAUGCGGGAAAGCCUCACGUUGCGUUACAGAUUUUCCAGAAGAUGAUUCGAUUAAAGCUUAAGCCAAAUCUGCUCACUUGCAAUACUCUUCUCAUUGGUUUAGUCAGGUACCCUUCUAGCUUCUCUAUCUCGAGUGCUAGAGAAGUGUUUGAUGAUAUGGUUAAGAUUGGUGUUUCGCUUGAUGUGAAAACUUUCAAUGUUUUGGUUAAUGGGUAUUGCUUAGAGGGCAAGCUUGAGGAUGCUUUAGGAAUGUUAGAGAGGAUGGUUAGUGAAUUCAAUGUUAAUCCUGAUAAUGUUACUUACAAUACGAUUUUGAAAGCGAUGUCUAAGAAAGGGCGUUUGAAUGAUGUUAAGGAUUUGUUGUUGGAUAUGAAGAGGAAUGGAUUGGUGCCAAAUAGGGUUACUUACAAUAAUUUAGUGUAUGGUUAUUGUAAGUUGGGUUCGUUGAAAGAAGCAUUUCAGAUUGUGGAGCUGAUGAAGCAAACUAAUAUAUUACCGGAUCUUUGUACCUAUAACAUUCUGAUCAAUGGGCUUUGCAAUGCGGGGAGUAUUAGGGAAGGUCUUGAAUUAAUUGAUGCGAUGAAGAGUUUGAAGUUACAGCCCGAUGUGGUUACUUACAAUACAUUGAUUGAUGGGUGUUUCAAAUUGGGGCUUAGUUUGGAGGCUAGGAAGUUAUUGGAGCAAAUGGAAAACGAUGGAGUUAAACCUAACCAAGUGACUCAUAAUAUAUCUCUUAAGUGGCUUUGUAAGGAAGAGAAAAGGGAAGAGGUUACUAGAAAGGUUAAGGAAUUGGUGGAAAUGCACGGGUUUUCUCCUGAUAUAGUAACGUAUCAUACUCUAAUUAAAGCGUAUUUGAAAGUAGGGGAUUUGAGUGGAGCCCUUGAGAUGAUGCGUGAGAUGGGGCAAAAAGGCAUUAAGAUGAAUACUAUUACCCUUAAUACGAUUCUUGAUGCUCUAUGUAAAGAGAGGAAAGUUGAUGAGGCUCACAAUUUGCUGAACAGUGCGCACAAACGAGGAUAUAUUGUUGACGAGGUUAGUUAUGGCACAUUAAUCAUGGGAUACUUCAGGGAAGAAAAAUUGGAGAAAGCUUUGGAGAUGUGGGAUGAGAUGAAGAGAAUAAAGAUUACUCCUACCGUGAGCACAUUCAACUCUUUAAUUGGAGGUCUCUGUCACCAUGGAAAAACUGAGCUAGCAAUGGAGAAAUUCGAUGAGCUUGCUGAGAGUGGUUUGCUUCCUGAUGACAGUACUUUCAAUUCAAUCAUCCUUGGAUACUGCAAAGAAGGACGGGUUGAGAAAGCAUUCGAAAAUGGAGGAAAAUGGGCUAGAGCCUGAUCGGUUUACAUACAACAGUAUUAUCACUUCACUUAUGGAAGAUGGUAAGCUGAGUGAAGCAGAUGAAUUGUUACAUAAAUUUUCUGGACAAUUUGGAUCGAUGAAGCAGAAUUUACAGGCAGAGACAGAGCAAAAUCCAGCAACAAGUGAAUCAAAGGAGGAACUUAACACUGAAACUAUUGCUUAUUCAGAUGUAAUAAAUGAACUUUGUAGUA
Messenger RNA from Arabidopsis arenosa, 2105 nucleotides. The record is from the annotation of a GenBank genome assembly. Lineage: Eukaryota; Viridiplantae; Streptophyta; Magnoliopsida; Brassicales; Brassicaceae.